This is a messenger RNA of Hirundo rustica (Barn swallow), 948 nucleotides long. RefSeq names its product sperm acrosome associated 6 (gene SPACA6). Gene Ontology annotation, biological process: fusion of sperm to egg plasma membrane involved in single fertilization. The record is from RefSeq and is a predicted model, not a curated record. NCBI's taxonomy places the organism in Eukaryota, Metazoa, Chordata, Aves, Passeriformes, Hirundinidae. The coding region runs from base 1 to 930 and encodes 309 amino acids. The transcript has 8 exons.
AUGGCUCGGUCACGGCUCAGCCUCCGCUCCGUGGGCACAUGCCGGCUGCCAGGCCGGACCUGGCUGGGGGGACUCGGGCACCUCUGCCUCGGGGUGCUGUCCAAGGGCAUCCGGGACAAACCCGCUCCGGCCGCCACCGAGGGCUGGCAGAGCGCCGAGCGCUGGGCACACACGCACUGCAUUGUGACCUCGUGGAACCCUGGCUUGUGGCUGUGGGUCCUGAUGUCCUGCCUCCCUGAGGUGCACCCCUGUCUGCUCUGCUUUGCGCCGCCCCUUCAGCGGGCACGGCUUUGCCGUGACAUUACUGGGGCCUUUAUCGAUCACCCCAGACAUACACAAUGCCUUGUGGCCCUUGUUGAGGCUGCCAAACCACUUGCCUCCAUCACUGUAGGGUUAGGACAGCGUGAGGGACUUCGGGAAAUCGUCAUGGAUGCUCUGUAUUCUAUUGAGGAGAAAAAGGCAGAGUUUCCAGCCUGCAUCCCACCCUGUGGAUUCCAGCCAGCUGCCCGCUUCUUCCGCUGUGCUACCUGCAGCCUCGGGGACUGUCAGUUUGGCUUGGACUGCCCAGUGCAGGACCUGUGGACCUACACGGAUGAAACCAUUGUGCUGCGCUGCACCGUGCCUUUCCCCGUCCCCGCCGGCCUGCCCGUCACCUGGAUGUUUGCCCCGAAUCUGCGCACACAGGACAUGACCCUGUUCAAGAAGCUGAAGGGGGAUCCAGAGAAGCCCUUCAGUCUGACCAUUGAGGAACCCGCUCCAGGGACCGUUGCCUGUCGCCUGGGGGAAUCUUCCAAGCCCAUUGUCCGCAUGUUCUUCUACCUCAACGGGCCAUCUGGCAGUUCCUCUGUGUCCGUCAGAAAUGCCGCAGAGGUGGACACCAGGGUACCCAAGAGCCUUCCAGAUCCCUGGAUUCACUGUAGGGGACUUUAGCACACGGAUCCACCCCAG